GGCCGCCGGUGGCCUCGGCAGCGGCAAGGAUGCGGGCGGGCCGCGGGGAGGCGGCGGCGGCAGCGACAGCGGCCGAGGAGGAUGCGGCCGAUGCGGCCAAGCGCGGAGGGGGAGCGGCGGGGGGACGGGCGCGGGGCCGCGGAGGGAAGGGGUCUCCGAACGGCGAGUGCCGGCGCGGGGAAGCGCCGCGGAGCCCCGGCCCGGAGCCGCCCCGGGAGCCCAAGGUCUCGUUCUCCUGCGGCGGCGGCGGCGGCGGCAGCAGCGGGUCCCCCGGCGGGGCCAAGGCGGCCGAGGAGGGAGCGGGCGAGGAUGCGGGCGAGGAGGCCCGCGGGAGCCAGGCCAGCUUCAUGCAGCGGCAGUUCGGGGCCAUGCUCCAGCCCGGCGUCAACAAGUUCUCGCUGCGGAUGUUCGGCUCGCAGAAGGCGGUGGAGCGGGAGCAGGAGCGCGUCAAGUCCGCGGGGGCCUGGAUCAUCCAUCCCUACAGCGACUUCAGGUUUUACUGGGACUUCACCAUGCUCCUCUUCAUGGUGGGCAACCUGAUCAUCAUCCCUGUGGGCAUCACCUUCUUCAAGGAGGAGACCACGGCGCCCUGGAUCGUGUUCAACGUGGUUUCCGACACCUUCUUCCUGAUGGAUCUGGUGCUGAACUUCCGGACAGGGAUUGUCAUUGAGGACAACACGGAAAUCAUCCUGGACCCUGAGAGGAUCAAGAAGAAGUACCUCAAGACCUGGUUUGUGGUGGACUUUGUCUCCUCCAUCCCCGUGGACUACGUCUUCCUCAUUGUGGAGAAGGGCAUAGACUCGGAGGUGUACAAGACCGCCCGUGCGCUCCGCAUCGUGCGCUUCACCAAGAUCCUCAGCCUCCUGCGGCUCCUGCGCCUCUCCCGCCUCAUCCGCUACAUCCACCAGUGGGAGGAGAUCUUCCACAUGACGUACGACCUGGCCAGCGCCGUGAUGCGGAUCAUCAACCUCAUCGGCAUGAUGCUGCUGCUGUGCCAUUGGGACGGCUGCCUCCAGUUCCUGGUGCCCAUGCUGCAGGACUUCCCCCAGAACUGCUGGGUCUCCAUCAACGGGAUGGUGAACGACUCCUGGAGCGAGCUCUACUCCUUCGCCCUCUUCAAGUCCAUGAGCCACAUGCUGUGCAUCGGCUACGGGAAGCAGGCGCCCGAGAGCAUGACGGACAUCUGGCUGACGAUGCUGAGCAUGAUCGUGGGUGCCACGUGCUAUGCCAUGUUCAUCGGCCACGCCACCGCCCUCAUCCAGUCCCUCGACUCCUCCCGGCGCCAGUACCAGGAGAAGUACAAGCAGGUGGAGCAGUACAUGUCCUUCCACAAGCUGCCCGCCGACUUCCGACAGAAGAUCCAUGACUACUACGAGCAUCGCUACCAGGGCAAGAUGUUCGAUGAGGACAGCAUCCUGGGGGAGCUCAACGAGCCCCUGCGUGAGGAGAUCGUGAACUUCAACUGCCGCAAGCUGGUGGCCUCCAUGCCGCUGUUCGCCAACGCGGACCCCAACUUCGUCACGGCGAUGCUCACCAAGCUCAAGUUCGAGGUGUUCCAGCCGGGCGACUACAUCAUCCGCGAGGGCACCAUCGGCAAGAAGAUGUACUUCAUCCAGCACGGGGUGGUCAGCAUCCUCACCAAGGGCAACAAGGAGAUGAAGCUCUCCGAUGGCUCCUACUUCGGAGAAAUCUGCCUGCUGACGCGGGGCCGGCGCACGGCCAGUGUCCGCGCAGACACCUACUGCCGCCUCUACUCGCUCUCGGUGGACAACUUCAAUGAGGUGCUGGAGGAGUACCCCAUGAUGCGAAGGGCCUUCGAGACCGUGGCCAUCGACCGCCUCGACCGCAUCGGGAAGAAGAACUCGAUCCUGCUCCAUAAAGUGCAGCACGACCUCAACUCGGGCGUCUUCAACAACCAGGAGAACGAGAUCAUCCAGGAGAUCGUCAAGUACGACCGGGAGAUGGUGCAGCAGGCGGAGCUGCAGCAGCACCCGGCCAUGUACAGCCCCGUCCAGCCUCAGGUCACCUCGGCCAUCGCCACCCUCCAACAAGCCGUCGCCAUGAGCUUCUGCCCGCAGAUGGCCAGCCCGCUGGUGGGCUCCAUGGCGCUGGGUUCGCCCCGCAUGAUGCGCCGCUUGCAGUACGCGCCGGCCGUACCCAGCCCCUUCGCCGUCUCGCCGGUCCUGCUGCAGCAGAGCCCCCCUCCGCAGCCGCAGCCUCCCGUACCCCACGCCUCCAACCCCUCACCGGCGCAGGACCCGGCUCAACCCGCGGCUAUGCCCGCCUCCACCAGCGCCUUCGCCGCGGCCAGCCCGCCGACCCAAAGCCCUCUGGCCGCCCGGACGUUCGCCGUGCAGCUCGGUUCGCAGCUCUCGCUGGGCCAGCAGCAGGCUCCCGGCUCCCCGCAGCGCCUGGCCGCGCACAAGAGCACGCAGGCUCUGCCCACCAGCAGCCUCAGCCAGGAGUCGCGGCCCCUCUCGGCCUCGCAGCCCUCCCUGCCCCACGGCCCGGGGGCCGGCAGCACCCAGAGCCCCCCGGCUUCCACGCGCGAGUCCUGCGCCUCCAUCGCCGGGGGUCCCGCUGCCGCCUCACCGGGGCCAGCUCCCCCCGCGGCUCUGCGGGGUCCGGCGCCGUCGCGGGGGUCCCCGUCGCACCCGGCGCUGGCGGGGCCGCAGGACUCGGUGCCCGCCGCGCCCGACACGGACCCGGCCAAGUCCAGGCUCUCUUCCAACUUGUGACCUCCGCGCCAGGCGCGGGGCACCGAG
Neopsephotus bourkii (Bourke's parrot) is the source of this 2765-nucleotide messenger RNA. RefSeq names its product hyperpolarization activated cyclic nucleotide gated potassium and sodium channel 2 (gene HCN2). The record is from RefSeq and is a predicted model, not a curated record. Gene Ontology annotation, molecular function: voltage-gated potassium channel activity. Bases 30 to 2738 code for a protein of 902 amino acids. Gene Ontology annotation, cellular component: membrane. NCBI's taxonomy places the organism in Eukaryota, Metazoa, Chordata, Aves, Psittaciformes, Psittacidae. The transcript is spliced from 8 exons. Gene Ontology annotation, biological process: potassium ion transport; transmembrane transport.